CCACCUGGAUUUCAGUCUCGAGAAGACCUUAUUUUUCUUCAUUGCUGGGAGAUACGAAUUUUCCAACAAAGGAGCUGAUAUGUUCCUAGAAGCCUUAUCAAGAUUAAACUUUUUGCUGAGGGUUCAUAAGACUGAUGUUACAGUUGUUGUGUUCUUCAUCAUGCCAGCAAAGACAAACAAUUUCAAUGUAGAAAGCCUGAAGGGACAAGCAGUCCGGAAGCAGCUCUGGGACACUGCACAAUCUGUGAAAGAAAAGUUUGGAAAGAAACUCUACAAUGCCCUACUAAAAGGAGAAAUUCCAGACUUGAACAAGAUUCUUGACCGGGAUGAUAUAACCAUUAUGAAAAGAGCCAUCUUUUCAACUCAGCGACACUGUCUGCCUCCAGUGACCACCCACAACAUGAUUGAUGAUGGCAAUGAUCCCAUCCUCAAUACCAUCCGACGCAUUGGCCUGUUCAAUAACCGGACAGACAGAGUAAAGGUGAUCCUACAUCCAGAGUUUCUUUCUUCAACAAGCCCAUUGCUGCCUUUGGACUAUGAGGAGUUUGUUAGAGGCUGCCACCUUGGUGUGUUUCCAUCAUACUAUGAACCCUGGGGUUACACUCCAGCUGAAUGUACUGUGAUGGGCAUUCCCAGUGUCACCACAAACCUUUCUGGAUUUGGCUGUUUUAUGCAGGAACAUGUUGCUGACCCAGCAGCUUAUGGUAUCUACAUAGUUGACAGGAGGUUCCGUUCACCUGAUGAAUCGUGCAACCAGUUGACUCAGUUCCUGUACGGAUUUUGUCAGCAGUCCCGUCGCCAGAGGAUCAUCCAAAGAAACCGAACUGAGAGGCUCUCGGAUCUGUUGGACUGGAGAUACCUAGGCAGGUAUUACGUGCAUGCCAGACAGUUGGCGCUUAGUAGAACAUUCCCAGAUAAAUUUGAGAUGGAACCAAGUGCUCCACCAAAGACGGAAGGUUUCAGGUACCCCAGACCUUCGUCAGUGCCACCAUCACCUUCUGUCUCUCAGCCUUCCAGCCCUCACCAUAGUGAAGAUGAAGAUGAGGAUGAAAGAUAUGAUGAAGAAGAGGAAGCUGAAAAGGAUAGGCAAAACAUCAAGUCUCCCUUUUCCUUUGGAGUAUUGCCGCAAGGAAAAAAGAAGCAGCAUGGAGAAUACAGGAACUGAAUUUGUUGCUCUCACCCUGACAGGGUCUCUCCAUCCAUUCAACAGUUUCUCCUGUAGGCUUGGCAAACUUUGUGUUAAGUACAGUGUGAUAUAAUUAGAGAAAUCUUAAAUGUUACUUGAACUAUACUGUUGGAAAGCCUAAUAUUAUUUCACCUUGAAAGUAGUUUAAAUGAGAAUUUUUGUGUGCCCCUGUG
This is a messenger RNA of Antrostomus carolinensis (chuck-will's-widow), 1359 nucleotides long. RefSeq names its product glycogen [starch] synthase, liver. Gene Ontology annotation, molecular function: alpha-1,4-glucan glucosyltransferase (UDP-glucose donor) activity. NCBI's taxonomy places the organism in Eukaryota, Metazoa, Chordata, Aves, Caprimulgiformes, Caprimulgidae. The record is from RefSeq and is a predicted model, not a curated record. The annotation marks the transcript as partial. Gene Ontology annotation, cellular component: cytoplasm. The transcript has 10 exons. Gene Ontology annotation, biological process: glycogen biosynthetic process.